AUUUCUUUUCUCUGUCUCAGGGUUUUAAAAAGCAGUGAGGCUCCCAUGGCGGCAGCAGCAGCAGCAGCAUCGCGUUGGAGGGCAGUGUUCGGGGGAACUAGGACGCUGAUGGCGGCUGCCAAGGCAUCAUCCGCGUCGUCCUCUUCUGCUCCUACCAAGAGGGCUUCCACCAAGAAGCCAAAGUCCACGUCCACAAGGCCUACUGGCAUACAGAAGGUGGUUCAGGUCUCUCCUCAACUCAGCAGCUUCCUCGGUGCCUCCUAUUCCUCCCGCCCCCAGGCCGUCAAGUUGGUCUGGGAAUACAUCAAGCUCCACGACCUCCAGAACCCUGAAAAUAAGCGGGAAGUCUUUUGUGAUGAGAACCUGAAAUCCAUUUUCAGUGGGAAAGACAGAGUUGGGUUCCAAGAGAUCACUAGGUUGCUGUCAAGCCAUUUUGUGAAGUCUGGUUAAUGCUUGGGCUUUUGUGAACCUUAAUUAAUCACGAUGCUCUCUGUAUCUUUGCCUAAUGCAGUUGAAAGACCCUUUUCUUUUCUUUUUCUUUCCUGUUUUCCCCUUUUAUUUUGCUAACCUUUUGGGCUUUAUGUUUAAACCGGCAACCCUAGGUUUAGGGCAUGGUUUAGAAAACCCAGUUUGACUUACCAUUGGAGAAAUGAUGUGGAAAAUGUGUGAUAAGACCACUAUGUAUAGAAAUCUCGGGCUCACUCUGGUGGUAUUUUGGCGUUGUAAACGGGUUCAGAUGAAAGCUUAUUCCAUGAAAGCUCUAUCACUUGUUAGAAUUAUCUUCGUGAUUAUCUACUGCAUUUAGAUUGAUAUUAUUCUAUGCUGGAUUAACUUUUCAA
Messenger RNA from Alnus glutinosa, 839 nucleotides. Its product is annotated as protein TRI1-like. Bases 46 to 450 code for a protein of 134 amino acids. Gene Ontology annotation, cellular component: nucleus. Lineage: Eukaryota; Viridiplantae; Streptophyta; Magnoliopsida; Fagales; Betulaceae. The transcript is spliced from 2 exons. The record is from RefSeq and is a predicted model, not a curated record.